Aspergillus heteromorphus CBS 117.55 is the source of this 800-nucleotide messenger RNA. Its product is annotated as putative Yippee zinc-binding protein Moh1. Gene Ontology annotation, cellular component: ubiquitin ligase complex. The record is from RefSeq and is a predicted model, not a curated record. The coding region runs from base 51 to 383 and encodes 110 amino acids. NCBI's taxonomy places the organism in Eukaryota, Fungi, Ascomycota, Eurotiomycetes, Eurotiales, Aspergillaceae. The transcript is spliced from 2 exons.
UUCCAGGCGUCAUCAGGUGGCUGUGGGAAGGCAAGCACGGACAAGGCACAAUGGGCCUGGUAUACAACGUCUAUCUUACCUCCACCAAGAUUUUUGGGUGCAAACAAUGCAAGACCCAUCUUGCAGACUAUGACGACAUCAUAAGCCGGAAUUUCCGGGGCCAGCAUGGCAAAGCAUACCUCUUCAACAACGUCGUCAACAUCACCCAGUCCGAGGCCGUGGAGCGUAGUAUGACCACGGGGAGGCAUAUUGUUCGAGACAUCCACUGCAGGCAGUGCAAGGAGACGGUGGGCUGGAAAUACGAUAAAGCCUACGAGACCAGCGAGAAAUACAAGGAGGGCAAGUUCAUCCUGGAAGAAGAGCUGCUGUGCGUGGUGUGCUGAAGCGCUCGUUCCCUGACACACGAGGACCUCCGGGGAUACCGCUACCCCAUUCCCGGAGCAAAGGUUUACGGGCUAAACCAGCGAAAAGGUUGAUCCUUACAGCAAGCGUGUGCUUUCCUUUUCAUCUUUUCUGUUACAAUAUUCUGGCGCAACGUGCAUGGCGUUCAGUGGAGCACCGCUUGUUUUCGGUCGACUAUGCCCACCCAAGGAGUUCACCCCAGAUCCGGCGCAACCUGGACUUGAUUUUGAUUGAUGCAUAGCGGAAGCCAAGGUUUCCAGAACUUCUUCUUGAGUGAUUUUUGAUUAUUCUUAUUUCUGCUAUAGUGUAUCUUAGAAUGACGGUACUACUGCUGGUAAUUGGUAGCUUUCUCUGGUCGGAGGCACAAUCAAAUUAGGUCAGAAAUAACUUCAGACAUG